Molecule: messenger RNA, 2537 nt
Organism: Chelonus insularis
Lineage: Eukaryota; Metazoa; Arthropoda; Insecta; Hymenoptera; Braconidae
Exons: 7
Coding region: 70-2190 (706 amino acids)
Source: RefSeq, a predicted model, not a curated record
CAAAUAGUUCGAAGUUAAGAACUGUUUUAUUUUUUAUCCAACAAAUUAGAGUGAAUUGUGCUUUAAAUCAUGAAAAUUAUUUGUAUUAUUUCCAUUUUAUUUUAUUCUUUGAAUUGGGUUCAACCUCUUGACAUUCCUGUCAUUACCCAGAUUCAGGAUAUCAUAGGACUUGCUCAUGACAUUGGUGAUAUACUAUCUGGAAAUAUUCCACUUCAAAAUUUAUUUACCACUCAAUCGGAUCCAAUGGCCAAAGUAAUGAAAAAAUUAGAUGAUAUUACUGAGAAAAUAGAAAACCUGGAUGUGAAGUUAGAUGACUUAUUGGCUUCAAUUAUCGCUCGACUUCCAUUGGAAGAUAACAUUAACACUGAUAUACGUAAUCUUCAAGAGUACAUUUCUCGAAUUGACGAUAUAUAUAGUUACUUCUUGGCAUAUACCAGGAAUAUAUCAAAUUUCAGCAAUGAUACACUCACAGAAUUUGCCACUAUUGUUACAUCUGCGAAGUCUAAUAACCUUCCAGACAUCCUCAACAAGAUUUUUAACAUCAUUGUGCCUAAAAAGACCGCACUCAAUCGGAUGAGCUUUUUGGAGAAUAUGGCACAAAGAAGAAAGAUAAUGAAUCUUUUGGAGAUGUGUAAUCCUCAAAUUUCGUAUCAAAAUCGGCUGUUACAGAUUUACAAUUUGAUAUCAAUCACUGAAAUGAAAGCUUUCUUGAUGACUUCGUUUGCUUAUAGAUUGAAAAAUGAAUUAAAAAGAGUUAAAUCAAAAGGGGAAAUUGACCGGGCUCGGAAUAGUUUUAUUGUGAGAUUGGAUAAAUACUUGAUAGAGUUCAAGAAGAACAUGCUGCCAGCUUCAAGAGAAAUUUUUCUUUGUGAUCCUGAAUCACUUACCGAUCAAGAAACUUAUGUAGAGCUAGAGGGGCUCUUUAAUGCUUACGUCAUGAAUGAAUAUGAAGUAAGUAUGAAUCCUUGUUCUACAACCUGUUCUCAAAUCUGGACAUGGACGCAUCACCGUUGUUAUAAACUCCAUUAUCAAAAUUAUUGCCCUAAACAUCCUUGCAAAGGACUGAUCCGUGACUGCGGUUGGAUUGGUGGUGAUGUAGACAUCUGCGAAUACAAAGCAGAUUUCAUAAAACGUUACAAUUAUUUACGAUCAUAUUCUAACGGAUGGUAUGGAGAAUGGAGUAAAUGUCAUUCUGAAAACAUGACUUACCAACAAGUAAAAAGUGAGCUGUACCAUUGGUACUCAUGCGACAUGUGUAUAUGUAGAUGUGAGGAAUCUUACGGUUCAUCUAGAGCCAUUAGAACCUUUAGUUUACGUCCCCAAAUAUCCAACAUUGACGAAAACAAAGUUGUAUCAGACGUUAAAUUUACCAUGAAAGAUAAAAUGAUUCACAUCCAGAUUGAAGAAACACCACUGCUGCCUCUUGGUCAGUUAGCCAAGAAUGAGUCGUCUUGGGUACCUUUAGAAGAUUUUAUAUAUUUAUCCAAUAUCACUGGUGGAGGCUGGGUCCAAAUAAAAGACGGCAAAUAUAUCCCUAUGAUACGAGACACAGAUUUUGCAUUUAUUAGAAGAGAUCAAAGAGUAUUGAAUCUCGAUGAAAUAUCAGGUGGACCAAAUUUCGUUCUGACAGGUGUUAGGUUGCGUCAUGAAUCAGAAAAAUAUAGUGAUGAUGCAUCAGCAGGCAAUAUCAGCCCUCUUCAGAUAGAGAUUCAUGUCACGCCUUUUAAUUAUUCCGAUGGCAAAUUGAUGCCAACUGAAGAGAAUCCAUCAGUAUGGAUCACACCACUAACUCAGCCCAAAUUGCCGCCAGCAUAUAAGAAUCAAAGAAAAGAACUAAAAAUAGGAGAAAAAGUUUAUCGGUGGGAGAGUUCACCAAGUCUACCUAAUGUUAAACCUAAUCAGUAUAUUGAGUUCAAACAAUCUUCUAUUCAUUCUGAUGUUGGUCAGAGCACAAUACCUUUCAUGGACUCUCGACCUACUGCACCUUCUAGUCCUAUAGCAUUUGAUGGACUUGGUCUCAUGUACAGAGGUCAUGAGAAAUUCGGAGGAUUUGUUCUUUUCAAAGCGAUGACCAUGGACUUGACCCAUUACAUGGAUUCAUCAAUGACUGUUCAACAAGAGAGAUACUACGCUAAUCAUGUUCGCAAAUCUUUACCAGUUUUGCCGAAUAAGAAAUUAAACAAGCAAUAAUUCUAUAAUGUGCAAUAGUUAAAUUUCUUUAAUUUUCUAGUAACUAGCUCAGACGUAAGCAUUUUUAUUAGACUUACGUACGUUUUUUUACUUCUUGCAUAGGAUUGCUAAUCAUUAUCCGGCGUUAAAUUUCCAGACGACAAUCUUAUAUCUAUGUGCUUCAAAAAAUUGGCAGAAAUAUACGUAAAUGACCGAAGUCUCUAAAUCGGACGAUAAUCUUACGUUGAUUUGGUUACUAGACUUAGUUAAAGACAUGAAAUGAUCACUUUUUCCGAUGAUCUCAAGUUUACUUGUUGUUUAACGAUCUGAUUAAUAAAAUAAUAAUUUAAUUCUUCAUGAUUUGGAAA